CUAGACUGGGUGGAGAAGGAAUUUAUUGAACGAUUCAUCAAUCAUUCAAUUAAUUUUCAAUUUAUUCUGCUAAAAGAUCUCCUCGGAAAUAAAUUAUGCACUUUGUAUUCGAAUAUUUUCAUUGAACUCAAAUACUCAGGCAUUUGCCCAUAAGAAGGAAUGCAAAAAAUCGAUAUCGGUGAAUCGGGACGAAAAAAGACAAUAAAAAAAUUUAUUCGAUUUAACCGCGUCAUAAUAUCAUUGAUGAGGCUAUGAAUCAUGAAAAAUUAGUUUAUAGAAGUUUCCUUUAACGACCGCAACUUUGAACUUCCUGGUGCAAUUUUUUAAAUCGAUUGAGUGGUAACAAAAUUUUUUGUGUCUCUCACACCUGCGGAUUCCUCUUCUCUCAUUAAUUUUUAAAUAACUUUAUUUGAAAUUUUUUCCUCGCACAUCCGUAAUUUUAAUUGUUCAUCGAAUGGCGAACGAGGCUUGAGAUUUUCGUCGAAUUUCAAAGUACCACAUGCAGCUGAAAAUUCUAAUGAGGAAAUGAGAGUGAUAUGAAAGUAAAGAUGGAGCCGGGAAGUCAAGUGGGCUCGUUACCAGGUGCCUCCAUAGAGUUGAAAGCGAGAAGGGCCCAGUUCCAGACACAAGCGUCGACGGUGGACACGAGGAGACGACAGGCUGUGUGUGUCAGAAGGGCGUUCAAAAAAUAUGGAGGGAAAAAUAAUCCUAAUGUUAUUCUCGAUGGGCUCAACAUGACUGUGCCCAAGGGUGCUAUAUACGGUCUCCUGGGUGCGAGUGGUUGUGGAAAGACCACCCUCCUAUCCUGCAUAGUCGGAAGACGUCGUUUAAACUCCGGUGAAAUAUGGGUUCUGGGUGGGAAACCCGGCUCCGAAGGCUCUGGUGUACCCGGCCCCCGAGUUGGCUACAUGCCCCAGGAGCUUGCCCUCUAUGGUGAAUUCACUAUUCGCGAAACCUUUAUAUACUUCGGCUGGAUCGCCGGUAUGAGCACCGUCCAGGUCGACGAGAAACUCGAAUUUCUGCUCCAGCUGUUGGAGCUUCCCAACGAGAAUCGUUUCGUGAAGAGUCUCUCUGGUGGUCAGCAGCGUCGCGUCUCCAUUGCCGCGACCCUCCUCGCCGAUCCUGAGCUCCUGAUACUGGACGAACCGACUGUCGGUGUGGACCCCGUUCUCCGGCAGAAUAUCUGGGACCACCUGGUUCAACUGACGAAAGAUGGCUCGAAGACCAUCAUCAUCACGACGCACUACAUCGACGAGACGAAACAAGCGACGACGAUUGGUCUGAUGAGGGGUGGAAAAUUCCUGGCGGAGGAGUCCCCCCGCCGGUUGAUGGAGAUGCACCGUCUGGACACCCUGGAGGAAGUCUUCCUGAAACUCAGUCGAAAACAGAACAUGGGCCUGAGACGGAGAAGCAGCAUAUUGAGCAGCGUCACAGGUGUUCCCCCGGACAUGGACGUUGAGGACGAAAUGAGCGGUGAAUUUGGUGACAAUGUCAGCAUAUCGAGUCGCCGAAGGAGCACAGCACCACCCGUAAUCAAUGAAAACCUCCCCGAGCUGCCCCCCGAGGAGAAGGGCACGAGUAAAUUUGCACCCCUCGAUCCCCAGCACAUGAAGGCACUGAUAUGGAAGAAUUUCCUCUGGAUGUGGAGAAACGUCGGUGUUAUGCUCUUCAUCAUAGGACUACCCGUUAUGCAAACUAUUCUAUUCUGCUUAUCGAUCGGCAAGGAUCCCGUUGGACUGAGGCUGGCUAUUGUUAAUCACGAGUUGAAUAACAGCAGGCAACCAUGUGAAUCAUCGAUUGGCUGUGACGAGAGGAUGUACAGUUGUCGUUAUCUCAAGCAUUUGUCGACUAGGGAGGUUCAAUACGACUAUUUCGAUACUGAGACGGAGGCCAAUCGUGCUGUGGAGAAGGGAAACGCCUGGGGAUCAUUCUCAUUUCCCUGGAAUUUUACCGAUUCUAUUGUUGCGAGGAUUGCUGAGGGCAAGGAUGCUGAGAAUUGGACUGCUGUGCAUGCGGAUAUAUCUAUUGCUCUGGAUAUGUCGAAUCAACAAAUUGCUCAACUCUUGAAACGUGACAUCUACAAAUCAUUCGAGAGAUUUGCGGAAGACCUUGCCAUUAGUUGUAAUUACAGUCGAAAAGCAGCGGCCAUUCCUGUCUUCUUUAACCAGCCAAUAUACGGACCAGAGGAGCCGAAUUUCACGGACUUUGCUGCUCCCGGCAUAAUUCUGACGAUUAUUUUCUUCUUAUCCGUCGCACUGACGUCUGGAGCUAUGCUGUUGGAACGUAACGAGGGCCUUCUAGAGCGCAGUUUGGUGUCUGGUAUCACUGGCACUGAGAUACUAUUUGGCCAAGUUGUGACUCAAUUUGUGGUGAUGGUGGGCCAGACUGUUAUGAUGCUCGUUUUCGUAUUUGCAAUCUUUAAUUUGACCAUUGAGGGAGAUAUUGGUCUUGUUAGUCUGCUCACGAUACUCUGCGGAUUAUGCGGAAUGUGCUUCGGUUUUGUGGUCGCCUGCAGUUGCGAGAACGAACGCAGUGCCACGUACAUGGCAAUGGGCUCCUUCCUCCCAAUAGUUAUGCUCUGUGGAAUAAUCUGGCCAGUGCAAGGGAUGCAUCCUGUCCUACGUGCCAUAAGUAUUGUCCUUCCACUGACUAAAAGUACAGAGUCAAUACGAGCAAUGCUGGCCAGGGGCUGGGGCAUCAGUGAGCCAACAGUCUACGAGGGAUUCAUCUCGAUUUUCAUCUGGAUACUCGUAUUUCAAACUAUCGCGAUACUUCUCCUCAAGUUCAAGAAGGGAUAAUGAUUUCGCGGAGAGGAUAUAAAUAUCCAGGACGUGCGGACCGUUGUUGAUCGAGGGCGCGUUGAAAAUAUUUACCGGUAUAUACCUCGGGCUGCAAUCGUGUCCCACUGAUUCAGCCGUCACUGAAAGCUCGAUUUAAAUCGCUAUUCCAUAAUUUACGAAUUAUUUAGAUAUUUAUUUUUAUUUUUUUUUUGUGUUUCAUUUUGUUGUUGUGAGCGUCUCAUACGAAAGAAAAUUCUGCUGAACUGAAAUUUUCAUUCGAAAAGUUUCUUGAAAAUUAAUCACGAAUUUUUCAAACCCAUAUUGGGAAUAUUUUUUUUUUUCGGAAGUGAAAGGAAAAAAAAUAUUAAUUGGGUUGAAAGGAAAAUUAUCAAUUGGGCGAUUUUUUUUUUCGUGGAGAUUUUUUUACGGAUGAGUGAUUGAAGGACUUCGUUGUUGUUUUAAAAUUGAUUUAGGAUAAAUUCUGUGUCAUUGUUGAUGUAUAGACAAAAUGUUUUUUAAUUCCUGUAUAUUUAAACUUGGGGGAGGUGAAUUAAAUUUCCCCUGUUCGAUGCUUUAUUUAUGGGCUAUCAAUAUUUUAUUAUUUUCAUUAUUUCUCGGUUGUGCUGUUACGAAUUUUUCAAGUCAACAUUGGGAAGGAUUUUUUUCUUCUUCGACCGAAAAAAAUUCAUCUCAAAGUCUUGACCUGAGGAUGAGUUUUUUUUAUUGUUUGGCAAAUUGAGAUAUUCUUGAUCGUUUAAUCUAGAAUAUCAAUAUUCCCCUUUUGCAAUAAGAAAAAACUAUAACUCAAACAUAUGUAGCAUGUGCCAGCAUAUUUUCACCGCCGAGUAUUUAAUUUUCUUUAUUGUACAGGGCCCUCAUCCAUUUUCUAGACUUUUUUAAAACUAGAUGAAAACGUUUUUUCAAAUUCAUCUAAAAUAAAUUCUCUCUAAUUCAGUA
Messenger RNA from Diachasmimorpha longicaudata, 3737 nucleotides. It is a transcript of the gene Osy, whose product is annotated as oskyddad. Gene Ontology annotation, cellular component: membrane. The record is from RefSeq and is a predicted model, not a curated record. Lineage: Eukaryota; Metazoa; Arthropoda; Insecta; Hymenoptera; Braconidae. Bases 537 to 2798 code for a protein of 753 amino acids. The transcript is spliced from 7 exons. Gene Ontology annotation, molecular function: ATP binding; ATP hydrolysis activity; ABC-type transporter activity.